CCGGGCCACUGGCUGCCGUGGCAGGGCACCGCCCCGCCGCACGCGGGCCCCGGCCUGCACCCCCCGCAGUUUCCCUGGUGGCCGUUGCCGGGCGGGCCACCCGGCGCCUGCGCGCCGUCGCCGUGGCCGCACCUGGCGCCGCAGCCUGCGCCACCGCAGCUGGGGGGUGUUCAUCCCUCAGGGCAGCUCCUUCGAGGGCGUGUUUCGCGGCUCGACCCAGGAGGAGGCGGCUGGAUUGCGUGCCAUUGCGCGACCAGUCCUGUGUUUUUCUUCGACGAGCAUGGGGCUGGGCGACCUACGGUGGGAGACCACGUGACCUUCAUUCCGGACUUCUCCCAGGGUUAUCUCAUUGCCGCGCGAGUGAGGUGCGUUGAAGAGGUCGCUGCCCCAUCACGUCACGAGGUGGAGUCAGCGCCCGCCGCUGCCGUGUCGCGUCGUGAGGUGGAUUCAGCGCGGCGGUGCCUACAGCGGCAUGCGUGCAAAACUUACGAGGAGGAGUACACGCACUCCUCCAUGAGGGGGUGCAGGGAUAGCUUCGCGUCGAUUGGCAAGUACCGUUUCGGCGACGAGGAGCUGGCCAAGGAGGAGCUGGCCAAGGCGAUGGCAACCCUCUACGCGGACCACGACCGUCGGUGGCUGUACAUCACUGAGCACCCGACACCACGGUACGCGUUCGUGGAGGACAUCGACAUCGAGGGCACAUCAGAUUCGGGAUGCCCGGACCUCAUGCGUCCGCGCGAGGGCGUACUCGAUCUCCUGAAGUGGCGCGCCCAAGCGUUGCGCCGGCUGUUCCCUGGCGCGCAGUUCCGCUGCGUGCUCUACACAGCGUCAGGCUGGUAUUCUGGGUCCGAACUCUACAAGGAGUCUUACCAUCUCGUCUGGCCUGACAUCAUCGUUGACAAGGACAUGGCCGUGUGGGCGAGGCAGGCGACCGUGGAGUUUUUCGAGGAGCAGGGCCGGGAUGCAGACAGCGUAGUACGCAUGUUGCUGGACAAGGCCCAGCGCAUUAACCCACAUAACACGUGGGACAGCAUCUUUGACGCCACCACCACUCGCAAGGGGGUCGGGCUGCGCAUGCCCUUGUGCGACAAGCGAUCUGUGAGGCACGAGCGCGGGGGCAAACAGAUCUGGCAGGAUGAGCUCAGGCCUGUGAUGCCCAUCGGCGUCGUCGAGUUCACGUUCAAGCCGAGCGCGGCGGACCAAGCCGUGGAGAUCUGCGCCAGCGCGGGCCUUGCCGAGCGGGAGGCGGACCGCCCGAUGUGGCAGUGGGUGCGGAUGGGCAUGUGCCGCCGGCCUGAGGGCACACCUCUCACGUACAUGAAGCGCGUGCCGCUGCACCGCCCGCCGCCCGCCCCGAGGGCGGUCCUCGUGAAGAGGCAGCCUGGGCGGCGCAUGCCUGGUAGCGGUACGACGGCGCAGCGCCUGAAGGCCAGCGUCAAGAACAGGCGCCCCAGCGACGCCCCCAGCGGCGCAGGAGCCUCGAGUGACCCACUCGGUGGCCCCGAGGCAGCCGCGGCCAAGGGGGCGCGGCCUUGGAACACGUGGGUGCGCCGAGACCAACAGGUCCCUGCGG
Messenger RNA from Prorocentrum cordatum, 1573 nucleotides. The record is from the annotation of a GenBank genome assembly. Lineage: Eukaryota; Dinophyceae; Prorocentrales; Prorocentraceae.